Onthophagus taurus is the source of this 3836-nucleotide messenger RNA. RefSeq names its product roundabout 3 (gene robo3). The record is from RefSeq and is a predicted model, not a curated record. Gene Ontology annotation, molecular function: cell-cell adhesion mediator activity. NCBI's taxonomy places the organism in Eukaryota, Metazoa, Arthropoda, Insecta, Coleoptera, Scarabaeidae. Gene Ontology annotation, biological process: homophilic cell-cell adhesion; sarcomere organization; dendrite self-avoidance. Gene Ontology annotation, cellular component: plasma membrane; M band; axon.
ACGCUUCGUAAGCUUUUCAGCACGAACCACCAAGAACACGCGUGCUGAAAAAAAAAAGUUUAUAAAACAUUUCAUUUAAUCGGUGAUGAUGUGAUGUUUUUCGAGACACUUAAAAUUUAAAGAUGAUGAGAACUUGGUUGUAAUGAUUUUAUGAUAUUUUGUGAGUUUGGGACGUUUUGGGUUUGAUGAGUUGAAAGGGUGAUCAAGAUGAGGAAGAUAAAAGAGUAUCUACUCUUAAUUGUUAUUGGUUGGUUUAACCACGUCUCUACAAUAUCAGGAUACCACCAACAUGGGCAACAACCACCAAGGAUUACUGAACACCCGGUAGAUACAACAGUGGCCAGACACGAACCGGCUACUUUGAAUUGUCACGCAAAUGGUGAACCAGAACCGACUAUAACGUGGUACAAAGAUGGGAAUAUUGUGAGGACAGCCCCGCAGGAUGCAAGAUCCCAUCGGGUGCUGUUACCUGCUGGAAAUCUGUUUUUCCUCAAGGUGGUUCAAAGUAGAAAAGACAGCGACGCCGGGGUGUAUUGGUGUGAGGCGAACAAUUCUCUCGGGAAGGUUCGAAGUAGAAAUGCUACGUUGGUCGUCGCCGUGCUUCGAGAAGACUUCCGGCUCGAACCGCAAAGUACGCGCGUUGUGGCCGGAAAGGAUGUGGUGUUGGAGUGCGGCCCUCCCAGGGGAACCCCAGAACCUCAAAUAACCUGGAGGAAGGAUGGGCACACCAUUGAAACCGAUGGUCGAUUUCGGAUCGUCGACGGCUCGAAUUUGGCAAUAACCGAUACGAAACCGAGUGAUGAUGGGAGAUAUCAAUGUGUUGCUAGGAAUACUGCUGGUGUUCGGGAAAGUGCAACUGCUUUAUUGAAAGUUGAUGUAAAACCAUUUAUGAUUCGUCCACCUCAAAACAUAACCGCUUUGGUUGGUUCAACCGUUGAAUUUUCUUGCAACGUCGGCGGAGAUCCAUUCCCUGAAGUGUCUUGGUGGCGCAACGCAACUGGAGGAUCAAUGCCGUUAGGAAGAGUCCGCGUUUUAGAAGAUCGAACUUUACGAUUAGAAAAUGUCGUAUUAAAAGACGAAGGAAAAUACACUUGUGACGUUAGCAACCCUGCCGGGUCUUUAACCGCAACCGGAAACUUAAUCGUUCACGCUCCGCCCACCUUCACAACAAGACCUUUAGCCCAAACGAUAGAAGUAGGACAAGAAGUGAUGUUUCAUUGCCACGCGAACGGGAAUCCAUCACCGUUUAUCUUUUGGUCGUUCGAAAGCGAUCGGAAUUUGAUUUUCCCCGGCACAUCUUUCGGUAAUUUCGAAGCUUACAGCUCAGGAAAUAGUGCUACUUUAACGUUGAAGAAUGCUCAAAUACAAAAUUCGGGUACCGUUAUUAUCUGUUCGGCGAUUAAUUGGGCGGGGGCCGUUUCUUCGCGCACAAGACUGACCGUAACCUCAAAAGAAGAUCGACCCCCGCCCGUCAUCAUCAGAGGACCUGUUAACCAAACGUUACCGUUUAACUCAAUGGCUGUGUUACAUUGCGAAGCAAUCGGAACCCCAACCCCGGUGAUAUCAUGGUAUAAAGAAGAAGUUGGGAUUUUACAAUCAGAAAAGAUCAACACGACUUUAUCGGGAAUCUUAAUGAUUCAACAUUUAGAAAAAACCGAUUCCGGGAAAUACACUUGCGUUGCCUCAUCCCGUGGAGGAAAAGCAACUUGGUCGGGGUUCUUGAGGGUUGAAAACCCAAAAAAUCCCAAUAUCAAUUUCUUUAAAGCGCCGGAAUUUGUUAUGUUACCAGGUCCUCCAAGUCGACCUCACGCUUUAAAUCAAAGCGAAGGGAGCGUUACGAUUACGUGGGGACAAAACAACAAGAUUGGGUCAUCUUCAUUACUUGGUUAUCAAGUCGAGUUAUUCGGGAGAGAAGAAGGUGUGAUUCCAACUUGGACUAUCGUUGCAAGAAGAGUUUCGGGUCCUUAUUUCACCCAGCAUUUAUUAACAUCGGGGAUUCCUUAUACUUUUUUGAUCCGAGCUGAGAAUUCGCAUGGUUUAGGACCACCUUCGUUGUUGUCGGAGCCAAUUUUUGUGGGGCAAGAUACAACGCAAAAUUGGGGUAACCCAGAAGUCACUGAAAUCAGUGAGGCGCGAGCUAGUUUGAUAUCUUCAUCGAUCGCGAAAUUAAACGAAGCUCUCCCAGUUUUAUCAACAGCUGUAAAAUUAGUUUGGACGAUUUCAGAUUCAAAAUAUCUUGAGGGGUUGUAUAUUUAUUAUGUUUCUUUGGAUGUUAACCCGAAUAAAUAUAACAUGUUGACGAUUCUUUUGGAUAAAGGGAGUACUUCGGGGUUUACGGUGAAUAACUUGGAGAAAUGGGCCAAGUACCAAUUCUUUUUGGUGCCUUUUUACAAAAACGUUGAGGGGCAACCUUCGAAUUCGCGAACUGUGAAGACUUUGGAGGAUGUGCCGAGUAAAUCCCCCAGUAAUAUGGAGGCUAUGUUGGUUAAUUCAACUUCGGUUUAUUUGAAGUGGUUAAUUCCGAGCGAUGAAAGCAUCAACGGGGAAUUACAAGGAUUUAAAGUCGAAAUUAAGCCGAAUAUAACUAACUCUAAAAGUGAGGUUAUCACAACCGAUCGCGAACCAACCCUUUUAUUAUCAAAUUUACUUUCGGGGUUGUUAUACACCGUAAAAGUCGCUGCUUUCACUCGAGUUGGGGUUGGUCCAUUUAGCACCCCGGCUUUAUUAAAGCUGGAUCAACCUUCAAGUGACCAACAUCAACGCCCGAUUGGGGCCAACAUCGAAGAGGUUGAGUUUUUAACCGAAACUUGGUUCAUGGCGUUAUUAAUAAGCAUGGUGACUGUUAUGAUAAUUUUAUUUGGGGCUAUGUUGAUCGUUAGGAGGAGGCAGUUGUUAUCGAAGAAAAAUUUGCCAUCUCGCUCAAACGGGGCGGUUUUAACCACGCCGAUGAGCAAGCAAGAUCCACCUUUAUGGCUGGAUAAAGACGCGAUUCCCGAUUUUUCGAGCACUCUCCCCGAUUAUGGGAAACUCCCGCAACAAGAUUACAGCAAUUUAGCCCCGAAAAAGGAUAAUAAUAGUUAUAACAUUAAUUUACACACAAAUCCGUUGCAUCAAAAGGAAUAUUUACGGCCGGAUCGCCUCGAAUAUAUCGACAAUAAAAAUUAUUCCGUUUUAAAAAACGAGUAUGGGAGGAAAGCGCAAAUACAGGACUACGCAAGUCCAAAUAUCGAUAAAUCAUUAGCUGAUUACGCGGAAGUCGAUCAAAAUGUUAUUCAGUGUAAUGGAGCUGUUUCUCCUGCGCCUUAUGCAACAACAACUUUAGUUAAGCGAAUGGGAAAUUCCAUGGUUUGGAUCCCACCAGUUGCCCCAAACGCGGAUGAACCAAUUUAUCCAUCAUCAAACGGAGGUUAUUAUAACAGAAAGGUGUACUCUGAUUCGUAUUUCGCGCCAACUCACACUUUAAAACGGAAGAAAGAGCGAAAAGAAACGAUUAUUAACCAGAAUAAUCAUUCCAAUCCCUUAAUUAAUAACACAAAUAAUUCCUCACCCGAUCCGUCGAAUUCAAAUUCGGUUUAUGCUCGAGUUGGGCCUCCCGGUUUAUCAUGGAACGGGGCCCCUCCUCACUUGAGUAGUUUUAAUCCUCAUAAGCAGGUGUAUCAUCCAUCGACGAGGAGCGAACCGGGAAACAUGCUGUGAAUUUGUACAAAAAUCACUUUUUCUACACCAUUGUAUAUUUCCCUUCUUUGUUUUAACUCUUUAAGACACACUUAAUUCGUUUUAAAUUUGCGUUAAAGAGUUAAUGAUAAGAAAAUAAUUAAAAAAAAACUCGGCGCCUU